AUGCAAGAGAAUGCUGCGCUCAUGAAGCCAGGUAUGACGGACGACGAGCAACAGCCGUCCAAGCGACGUCGUCGCAGCCGGCGCGCUCCAUCCGAUCGUAAAUUCGACUGCACCCACGAAGGCUGCGGGAAAAGCUAUUCACGCGCUGAGCACCUUUACCGACACCAGCUGAAUCACUCUCCGAAACAAAUUUUCCGUUGCGAUUACCCUAACUGCCAUCGCGCCUUCGUCCGCCAGGACCUUUGCAUUCGGCAUCGCGAGCGUCACACCACCCGCGGCUCACAAUUGCAGAAGCGCGAUUCGUUUGCUAGCGCGAAACACAAUGAUCCUUUCAAAUCAAUGGCUCCAGCCUCGUCGCCUUCGUCUCCAUCUAUGACCGCAGCAGACUACUCGCUGAUGACCGAUCCUGCGCCAAAAUCCAAAUCUCCCCCUAGUGCAACCUACCAAAUGUCCACUGGUAUCGAUGUGGGCGGGCUCCCGGUCUCUGGUUACACUGACAUUACGAGUUCUUUCGAUCAGCCGGAUACUAUGCUCGACUUCGAUUCCAUGUCCAACGCAUAUCCUAUCUUUGGUGGAGAGACCUAUAAUCGAUCGCCAUUCGCGAUGGCGGAUGACUUCGCAGCAUGGCUAUUCAGUGAGCCACUUGCGCCGCUAGGAUUUGGGACUGGCUAUGGUAUGAUGCCAAUGGUCCAGAACCAGUUUUACAUGAACGAAGCAUCAUAUAAUAAUAUCUGCUCGGUCAUCCCACAGCACCCAAUGAGUGUAACCAGUAUAUUGGACUCGGGGAAUCUGCCCGCUCUUAUAUCCAGAGAAAAGCGCCAGGAGCUUCUUCAGUUGAUAAGCAGCCGGUUUAACGAAGCAGCUUAUUCUGCAGAUGUCAAGCGCAAGGACGCUCUGAUGGAUGGGGAUAUCGACGAUGAGCGACAUGUACUAAGCCUGCGAAUGAUACAGACUUACAUUGGCUCGUAUUGGUACCAUUUUCACUCGCAGUUGCCAAUCCUGCACCAGCCGACAUUCUCAGCCGAUCGGACGCCGAAUCUACUCCUCCUGGCCAUCAUAACCAUUGGGGCCGCAACCCUGGAUAAGGCACAUGGACAUCCCACAAUACAAGCAGCUUCUGAUUUAGCUAGCUUCAUCGCUUGGCAUCUUCGCUGGGAGAUCUUCAUGGAUGCGGAUUUUCGACCACCGGCGAAGUUGUGGGUAUUCCAAGCAUUGCUGCUGCUUGAGGUUUACGAAAAGGCGCUUUCCACGCGAGCUUUGCAUGAGCGCGCCCACAUCCACCAUGAUACGACACUUACGCUAAUGCGACGCGGGAGCUCUCUUAUCGGACGAACUUCCUUUGAUACGCCGGAAUCGCGCGAAGAGGACGAAUCUUGGACACAUUGGAUCAAGGCUGAAGCGACACGGCGCGUAGCCUUCGCUGCGUUUGUGCUAGAUUCAACACAUGCCACAAUGUUUGGACACUCGGCAAAAAUGGUUGCCCACGAGUUGCGGCUCCCAUUACCGUGCGAUGAGGCACUUUGGGCAGCGACAAGCGCAGCAGAAGUGGCGCGGGUGCAAUCGAGUCUGCAGUCACACGGUGUGCGACCGGUAAUGUUCUUGGAUGGAUUGAAACGUACCCUUAAUGGGCAGCCCGUACGAACCAAUGCCUUUGGCCGUACUAUUCUGCUUUCUGGGUUAUUGAGCGUAAAUUGGCAUUUAAACCAGAGGGACCUGCAGGUCAGCUCGUUGGGAGUGGGACAGACGUUGGGUGGACGAGAUAAGUGGCGGACUUCGUUACUGCGGGCGUUUGACAAUUGGCGGCGGGACUACGACGAGGCUCUUGGGCCGACGCCUUCAGCCGAGACAGAAUCACGAGAUGUGAUGCAUGGACUUGCCCAUAUGGCCUCGCAUGUGGAUAUAGCCGAAAUACAGAUCUUCGCUGGUGCUGGCCGCCUCAUGGGGAGGUCUAUCACGUCUCGCGAUUAUACUGCGGCGCGGGAGAAGACAGAGCGCUGGGCGACGAAAGCUUCUGCACGAGAUGCCACCUUUUACGCGCUCAAGUUCUUGUCUGCAUGGUUCUUAGACCCGACUGUCCAAGCGUCCGGGUAUGUUGCCCGAGACGAUAACCUGCUUCACCGACCGUGGGUAAUGUAUUUCGCUGCUUUGGUUGUGUGGACAUAUGGGUUCGCGCUGGAUGGGCCAUUGCAGAUGAGGCCGGUUCUCAGUACCCCCGCCGACCGACAACGCGACAUGGAGAUCUAUCUGCAGCGGGUUGGAGGCGUUAAUGAGCCAAAUGAUUUGGAGAACAUGAAGGGUCGUAAUCAGUGCCUAGGGCUGCUAAUGGUUCUACGAGACGCCUUUGCGAACCCUAGAUGGGAGUUGCUGGGUGAAGCAGCGCAGCUACUGGAUAGCUGCAUCACAAAGCUUCAAUUUUGA
Molecule: messenger RNA, 2418 nt
Organism: Penicillium chermesinum
Lineage: Eukaryota; Fungi; Ascomycota; Eurotiomycetes; Eurotiales; Aspergillaceae
Product: putative C2H2 finger domain protein
Exons: 2
Coding region: 1-2418 (805 amino acids)
Biological process (GO): DNA-templated transcription; regulation of transcription by RNA polymerase II
Cellular component (GO): chromatin
Molecular function (GO): RNA polymerase II cis-regulatory region sequence-specific DNA binding; DNA-binding transcription factor activity, RNA polymerase II-specific; zinc ion binding
Source: RefSeq, a predicted model, not a curated record